Molecule: messenger RNA, 670 nt
Organism: Phyllostomus discolor (pale spear-nosed bat)
Lineage: Eukaryota; Metazoa; Chordata; Mammalia; Chiroptera; Phyllostomidae
Product: peptidyl-prolyl cis-trans isomerase A-like
Exons: 1
Coding region: 6-527 (173 amino acids)
Biological process (GO): protein peptidyl-prolyl isomerization
Molecular function (GO): peptidyl-prolyl cis-trans isomerase activity
Source: RefSeq, a predicted model, not a curated record
UGCAGAUGCCACAACCUUGCACCUUCCCAUGCCCAGCCAUAGUCAACCCCACCAUGUUCUUCAACAUCACUGCUGAUGUCGAGCCCUUGGGCAGCAUCUCCUUCAAGCUGUUUGCAGACAAAGUUCCAAAGACAGCAGGAAACUUUUGUGCUCUGAGCACUGGGGAGAAAGGAUGUGGUUAUAAAGGCUCCUGCUUUCACAGAAUUAUUUCAGGAUUUACAUGCCAAGGUGGUGACUUCACACACCACAACAGCACAGGCGGCAAGUCCAUCUACGGGGAGAAAUUUGAUGAUGAGAAUUUUGUCCUGAAGCACACAGGUCCUGGCAUCUUGUUCAUGGAAAAUGCUGAACCCAACACAAAUGGUUCCCAGGUUUUCAUCUGCACUUCCAAGACCGAGUGGCUGAACAGCAAGCAUGUGGUGUUCAACCAGGUGAAAGACGGCAUGGGUAUCUUUCACCUGGUGGUAUCUGGUGGACCCAUAGUGCUCCACAAAUGGCAAGACCAGCAAAAGGAUCACCAUCACUGACUGUGGACAACUCUAAUAAAUUUUACUUGUGUUUUAUCUUAACCACCAGACCAUUCCUACUGUAGCUCAGGAGAGGACCCCUUCACCCCCGUCUGCUUAGAAUGUUCCAUAAUCUUUGUGCUCUCACUGCAGUUCAUUGGGUU